AUCAUCGUGAUAAGAGAAGAAUCUGCGGCAGGGCGUUGCUAUGCGAUGACGUCACCACGCUCUGGCCCCGCCCCCUGCUGGUGUGCGGCCAGUACCGGAAGUUCCGAUCCGUCGCGAAGGGGGACAGCAAGCGCACCUCUUACAGUGUAUGUGUGGCAACAACAUGUCUGUGCCGCUGCUCGCCGAGGCUGUGACGGUGUCUGGAGUGGAGAAGGAGACCGCGGCGGUGAUCUUCCUUCAUGGAUUAGGAGAUACAGGGCAUGGGUGGGCAGACACUUUGACGGGGAUCCGGCUGCCUCACGUCAAGUUCAUCUGCCCCCACGCGCCCCAGAUCCCCGUCACUCUCAACAUGAGGUCGAUGAUGCCCGCAUGGUUUGACCUCAUGGGGCUCAGCCCCGACUCCCAGGAGGACGAAGCUGGAAUCAAGAAGGCAGCAGACAGCAUCAAGGCCAUAAUCGAACAUGAGGUCAAAAAUGGCAUCCCCCCACACCGUAUAAUGCUCGGUGGCUUCUCUCAGGGCGGGGCCUUGUCCUUGUAUACCGCCUUGACCUGCCCACAUCAGUUGGCUGGCGUCGUGGCCCUCAGUUGCUGGCUACCACUUCACAGGAGUUUCCCAUCGGCAUCAAGUGGCCACAAGAACAUCCCGAUCCUGCAGUGCCACGGCGAGAUGGACGGCAUGAUCCCAAUGCAGUUUGGUGCCAUGACGGCAGAGAAACUCAAAUUCAUAGUCAACCCUCAGAUGAUCACCUUCAAAACCUACCCAGGGCUCUCUCACAGCUCCUCUGCUCAGGAGAUGGCGACUGUAAAGGAAUUUAUCGAGAAGUAUUUGCCCCAAAUCUGACCUCACCUCAUCCCUACUGUGACCCCCCUGAGACACUGACCUCUCACCCCUGAUCUGCCAUUCUCCCACAGGAAACAGCCAUGUGCACCCCCCUCUUCCACACACAUCGGCAAGAUAACCAACACGCGCAUGAAAACACGCACAUUUAAUAACCAUAACGAUUCGAUCCACUCUGCUAAACAAAACACAUGCUUCUCCAUGCAGUCCUUCCCGACAACACUCAUACUGCAAACCGAUUCGUCAAACACACUGAUUUGAUUCUAACAUGAUUAAGUGCUCGCACUCACAAGUCUUAGCCUUUCGGAGGGAGAAACACUGACUCACACAUUACAUUCCCUUUGGUUUUAUUUAAACAACCUCUGUCUGUCGACUCCACCCGACCUCGGUUUUUCUCCACUUUUACCUCCGUUUGCUUCAUCUUAACCCCCAGCUGUCACAUCCUCUAAUGCUUCCGCUGCCACGCCUUUCCCCUCUUUCAUCGCCGCGUCACUUUGUGAGACAUUUAGUGAAAAACCAACAAUAAGAGUGAGUCGGAUAAGCAUGUUAACACCUACCUGAUACUGUUAGUGACCACACUAAGGCUCAGUCAGACCGGAUUUCACUUCUUUAUCAUUUCUGUGUAGAACGGGACGAGACACAUUGGCUACUUGUCGCGAAUUGACCUUCGUCCUUUGGUUCAGUCGGAUUGGCAUGCAAAAUAUUAAUGUCCAGCCAGUUUAGAUAGAAAAAGGUGGGAUUGGCUUCUCAUUCAGGAAAUAUUGCGGCGAGAAGAAGGGAUGCUGCGGUGAGUGUAAAGAGCAGUGACAAAGUUUAAAAUGUUUGAUAAAACACUGCCCCAAGCUAAGUGAAAUCCAGUCUGACUGCGGCUUCGCUCCAGUUCUGGAGUCCCACAGAGUCCGACUCAGGUGCGGUGAGUGCUGGUUUUAGAGCUGGAGCAGCUGGUUUCCUACCAACCCAUCCAUCCCAUCCCCCCCAUGACUUGUACACUGCAGCCUGUCCGGGUAAUCUAUGGAAACCCUUUUUAUUAAAGUACCAACAUCCAUGAGGUCGUCACAUUUUCUUCUUUUUUAAAUGAGUGUGAUAAAAUAUCUUGAAAUACAUGAAGAAAAUCCAAUUGAAAUAAAAGAAAACUAAUCAAUCGAUGCUUUUGCCACCCUGUGCUGUUUAUUUCAAAGCUUCCACACCUGCAUGUUAGUAACGUCUUCCUGCUUUAUGUGAUUCUUUACAGAAAUUUACCUCAUUUGAAUUCCUUUUUUUUUUUUUUUUUUUAAUAUGAUUGUAGGCUUAAAGGUGAAUGACUGCCAGGUAUGAGUUGCAUGAAAUAAAACUAGAUGGUUGCAGGCCUGCACAGACUGCACACCAUGAGUCGCUUCACUGUUCCUCCCACCGACUUUUCCUCUUUAAACAUUUUCCCCAUUCAAGUGCUCCUGUUUGUGCACCCACCACCCCAUGAACACCCACCUCUCCAUUAGUCCCAGGUGAUUUUCAAUGGGUUUGUUUGUUUUAAACUCUGGGAAAAUCUGCUUUCUCAAUAUCUUCUUCCAUGACACCAGAGCAGUUCAACUUCAGACCAUUUAUUCCCAAGAAAAUGUACGAAAAUAUUCCCUUCCCCACUCCCUCCUUUGGCAACUUACUGUAACCCACUAAUAGAACAUAAAAGGUCAGAUUUAAAGGUAAUGCUAUUAUAGUUCACUUCUUUAAAAUCAAAUGGCUAUACACUGGGAGAGCUUUGGCAAGAAGCUGUUCCAACAUAGCUGAAGGGUGAUUUUACAAAUUAAAAACAAGUUAAUCUUGAACAACGUGUGAUCCUUGAAUAUAGGGAGUGUAACUCUGAGGAGUCGUGUGUGCUUAACAAUAUAUAUAUCAGGUGUUCUGCAUUUUCCUUUGUGAAUGUUCAUUUUGCUCUCCUCAUGAUUACUUGUUCUAUAUUGCUGUUCUCAAUCCUGAUUUGAAAACACAAAAAGGAGGAAAGACGUGUUCUGAUUGUUGUUGACGAAUCGAUGAAUGUCUCUCUGACCUCCUCGAGUCCUUUUCUGUUUCCCGUCACUCUGAAUCUCUGACGCAGCCCUGCGUUCUCUUCGCUUGUCUUUAUUUAGUUUGUUUUCUCCUCUUUGAUACCUUCACUAUUUUUUUAUUAUUCCAACAUCCCCCUCCGUGUGACGACGUCGCACCGUCUUGUGUUUUCUCCUGGGUUGUAUGUUGUCAUUAGUUCAGCUUUUUACAUAUGUGUAUUUUGUUUAUUGGACUUCUGUUUCGUUGUGUUUUGUCACUGUUGUCAUCUCAUCCUUUUUUUGUGUUUAUAAUGAUUAGCAUUAAGACGACAUGUUUAGGAGAGACUUGGUGGUCUCCACUUUUUUUUGUUUCCAAAACACCUGUAUGCGGAAUAAAUGACCCAAAAAAAGUC
This is a messenger RNA of Sebastes umbrosus (honeycomb rockfish), 3245 nucleotides long. It is a transcript of the gene lypla2, whose product is annotated as lysophospholipase 2. Gene Ontology annotation, cellular component: cytoplasm. Gene Ontology annotation, biological process: protein depalmitoylation. The transcript is spliced from 10 exons. The record is from RefSeq and is a predicted model, not a curated record. The coding region runs from base 149 to 841 and encodes 230 amino acids. Gene Ontology annotation, molecular function: carboxylic ester hydrolase activity; palmitoyl-(protein) hydrolase activity. Lineage: Eukaryota; Metazoa; Chordata; Actinopteri; Perciformes; Sebastidae.